Bolinopsis microptera is the source of this 1423-nucleotide messenger RNA. RefSeq lists its product as uncharacterized. Lineage: Eukaryota; Metazoa; Ctenophora; Tentaculata; Lobata; Bolinopsidae. The transcript has 5 exons. Bases 54 to 1241 code for a protein of 395 amino acids. The record is from RefSeq and is a predicted model, not a curated record.
AGCAAUACUGAUAUGUGAACACAAAGAAGUAACACUACUAAAGAAGUGUAGUUAUGUUGUGUCUUCAGAGCAAGUUCCUACAUCGUGCAGUGACACCAGGUGUGCAGAGUUUAGCCACCAAGAGUAAAGGUUGGAGGACCCGAACUAAACAGAGGGACUCCUUUGGUAUUGCUAUACGAGAGGAGAAGCAAGUAAAAUACAAACUGAGGCAGGAAUUUGUAUCAGAUCCUGAUAUAACCAGGAAGAUAAAAGGAAACGAAGAAGCUGAGAAAGUAUUCGGAGUAGAGUUAGGGGAUAAGAAGGAUGCGUUCAACCUAGAUCUGUACAACCUGUAUCAGGACAUGUUGCAACACGAAUGUAAUAAGCGAGUUCGUCACAAGCAACACGCGCAAGGAUACAGUGACACAGGAAUAGCUACUGAGAAGGACGCUAAUGUUAAAACAGUUGUAGUGAAACAUGUUAAAAUGAAGUACCUAGCUGAGAAGCUAACGGUUGACCCGGUAAAGUUACGUGGACCCCAGAUAAAAUACCACCCUCAUAUGGAAGUAAGAGUCUGGGACCGACAAAUAAAGAAUCAGGGAGGGCGGGAGGAAGUGAUGUGGAACAAGGCUAACUACGCGCGUUGCAAGAAAGCAGAGUACGCUAAGUCGCUGGGUAACCGCUAUGAUUCUUACUACCUCUACAAAAGGGAGGUAGCGCAGAACACGCGGCUCACUUAUUCGCGGAACAACUUCUUCUUCAAGUGGGUUUACUUCCACGCGGACACGGAGCAGCCGUACGAACUGCACGCUAAGGAGGCUGCGCUGAUGCACCGGUGGACAGAGUACAAGGAAGAGCGCGACAGUGCACUGCGGCAGAUAGAGUUGCAGGACAUUCAGAAGUACGCUCAUGUCACACGAGUGCUGGGAAUACCACCUAUUUACCUGCCUACUCACAAGCUGCCGAAGCCAAAGUGGUUUCGAAACAACACGAUAUCUAACCUGCAAGGAUGGGAGAUAGCACGGUUACAGGCUAAGCGGGAGCAGGGUGCUGUGAGUUCAGAGGAAGCAGACAAGGUGGAGAUGCCAGCUCGACCUGCUCGCUUUAACGAGCUGAUAGUGGGGUGGCACAACACGGACCAGAACAGGGUGCUGGACUCUGACUACCAUUACGGCACUCCCAGAACUACCAGAGAUCCUGUACCUCUGCCUGGCAGUCUCAGGACCGCCAAGUCUAUUAUUGAACCUCCGCAAGCAAUGUAAAGAAGAGGGUUCUACAAUCUACAUAUUGUACAAUCUACAAUCUACAUAUUGUACAAUCUAAAACUCUACAAUAUAAUGUCAAUGAACAAUAUGCAACUCUUGUCGGCUUCUAUUCUUCUAAUUUGUAUUAUAUAAUAUUAUUUGAGGUCUACUUACUUGUACUCAUGGUAUUAUUAUUAUAG